ACUGUCGUCGCACUCGCCCCCCUCUUUCGCUGAGCACGCCUCCACGCCACACUCAGUCCAGCCGUCCUCUCUAGUCCCAACCGAAAGCACGCGGCGCCACCUCUCUUGCUGGCUUGCUGCCCGCUCGUUAAGCGUGCUCCUCCUCCUCGUCGGCCGGACUGCUGUGGAGUGGGGAUCUAUCCAUCCAUCCAUCCGGGCUUCGAUUGCUUUCGUCUUUCGCUGUGGUGACUGACUGGUGAGGGGACGAUAUGAGGCAGUGGUUUUGUUGUAAUUGCCACUUUGACGAUGAGGAAGAUGGCCAUGACAAGGAGCAAUCCAAAGCUCAGAGCAAUAAGAUAGACGCCAAGCAGAAGUCUUCGAAAUCUCCUGCUAGUCAACCUGAGCCAGAGAUUUCCCCUCCUACAAUAGAUGUCCCUGAAUUGUCGUUGGAAGAUUUGAAACAAAAGACAGACAAUUUUGGAUCAAAUGCUCUGAUUGGUGAAGGUUCUUACGGAAGAGUAUAUCAUGCCACUUUGGAUGAUGGGAGGCAAGCGGCAGUAAAAAAACUUGAUGCAUCCGAAAAUGAGCCUAAUGAUGAAUUCUUGAAACAGGUCUCAUUGGCAUCAAAGCUAAAACAUGAAAAUCUUGUUGAGAUGUUGGGUUACUGUGUGGAGGGAAAUUAUCGUAUACUGACAUAUGAAUUUGCAACCAUGGGUUCUCUUCAUGAUGUUUUGCAUGGAAGAAAAGGCGUUCAAGGUGCACAGCCUGGGCCUGUGCUCGACUGGAUGCAGAGGGUCAAAAUUGCUAUUGAGGCUGCAAAAGGCAUAGAAUAUCUGCAUGAGAAGGUUCAGCCUUCAAUCAUCCAUCGGGACAUCAGAUCAAGCAACAUACUGCUGUUUGAGGAUUUUAAGGCGAAAAUUGCAGACUUCAAUCUCUUAAAUCAAGCACCAGAUAUGGCAGCUCGCCUCCAUUCAACUCGUGUAUUGGGAACUUUUGGAUAUCACGCUCCAGAAUAUGCUAUGACUGGCCAGCUGACACAGAAGAGCGAUGUCUAUAGCUUUGGUGUGGUCCUCUUGGAACUUCUGACUGGAAGGAAACCAGUAGAUCACACAAUGCCUCGUGGACAACAAAGUUUAGUCACUUGGGCUACUCCAAGAUUAAGUGAAGACAAGGUCAAACAAUGUGUAGAUCCUAGGUUGAAGGGUGAAUAUCCUCCAAAGGGAGUCGCUAAGCUUGCUGCAGUGGCAGCUCUAUGCGUGCAAUAUGAAGCAGAGUUCAGGCCCAAUAUGAGCAUUGUUGUGAAGGCGCUCUCUCCUCUCCUCCAACAAAGACCAGCACCGGCUGCCUCAGAGCCGACCCCAGCACCUGAGAGUUGAGAUGUUCCGUGUGAUGGGACCUCGCCGCAUACACCAACUUGCAAUCAGGCAAUCAGUACUUUCUGUGAGUAACUGGGAGAAUAUUUUGGAUGUUUAGUUUGUGGGGCUCUCGAUUGGACACAGCCAUUUGUGGCCACCUAGGUUUGCUGCUUGAGAUUUGUGCCGUACAUUGGUCUGCUGUAGGCUCAAAGUUAUUUGUUUCCUUCUUGCCCAACUAUGUGUAGGUUUUCGGAUUUUGCCUUGUUUGGAAGAAUAGAUGUAGGAUGAUCUGAAUUUUUCAUCUUUGCCGUGGUGUAGUUGCUACCAUAUUUCCGGUGCUGGUCUAUCAGAAAUCUUGGCAUUGUUGCCCGUAA
Phragmites australis (common reed) is the source of this 1708-nucleotide messenger RNA. RefSeq names its product PTI1-like tyrosine-protein kinase 1. Gene Ontology annotation, biological process: protein phosphorylation. The record is from RefSeq and is a predicted model, not a curated record. Gene Ontology annotation, molecular function: protein tyrosine kinase activity; ATP binding. The transcript is spliced from 8 exons. The coding region runs from base 249 to 1355 and encodes 368 amino acids. NCBI's taxonomy places the organism in Eukaryota, Viridiplantae, Streptophyta, Magnoliopsida, Poales, Poaceae.